Crotalus tigris (Tiger rattlesnake) is the source of this 943-nucleotide messenger RNA. RefSeq names its product apolipoprotein B mRNA editing enzyme catalytic subunit 2 (gene APOBEC2). The record is from RefSeq and is a predicted model, not a curated record. The coding region runs from base 114 to 788 and encodes 224 amino acids. Gene Ontology annotation, cellular component: nucleus; cytoplasm. Gene Ontology annotation, molecular function: RNA binding; cytidine deaminase activity. Lineage: Eukaryota; Metazoa; Chordata; Lepidosauria; Squamata; Viperidae. The transcript is spliced from 3 exons. Gene Ontology annotation, biological process: cytidine to uridine editing.
AGAACUGCCAGACAACUCUCUGUCUCCCUCCCUGCUCCAUUUCUGCUUCUGAAGCCUGUGCCCAGUUUUUGGCCAUCGCUGUGGUCUUUGGGUACCCGCUAGAGUACAACAGGAUGGCCGAGAAGCAGGAACAACCUCCAGAGGCCCAGAAUGGUGAAAAAGCUGAAACGGCUGAAAAUGCAGAGGAAUCUGCAGAGGCAGAAAAGCCAAAGGAACUGGAGGAAUUGCCACCCUUUGAAAUUGUCACAGGAGAACGGCUUCCAGCCUGCUUUUUCAAUUUCCAGUUCAAGAAUGUCGAAUACAGUUCAGGAAGAAACAAGACCUUCUUGUGCUACAUCAUAGAGAUUCAGGGCAAGGAGUCCAAAAUCGUACGGGGCUACCUGGAAGAUGAACAUGCAGCAGCCCAUGCAGAAGACGCCUUCUUCAACACUAUCUUGCCCAAGUGUGAGUCUGGCUUGCGCUACAAUGUCACCUGGUACGCCAGUUGUAGCCCCUGUGUAGGAUGUGCUGAUCGGAUAACUAAAGCACUUCAGAAGAACAAGAAUCUACAUCUCUCCAUUUUAGUAGGUCGUCUAUUCAUGUGGGAGGAACCUGACAUACAAGCUGCCUUGAAGAAAAUGAAAACAGCUGGUUGUAAAUUGAGGAUCAUGAAACCUCAAGAUUUUGAGUAUGUCUGGCAAAACUUUGUAGAGCAGGAGGAAGAAGAAGCAAAGGCAUUCACACCCUGGGAAGACAUUCAAGAGAACUUCCAAUUUUAUGAAGAAAAGCUUGCUGAACUUUUGCACUGAGGAAAAAAAAUGUGCCAAACCAAUGGAGCAACAAGCAUGAUAUACUGAUAUUUGGGACUCUCAACUCAGUUUUCCAGAGCUGCUUUGAAACAGGAAACACCAGAUGUCUCCAGCUGACCCACUGCUAAAAAUAAAAAUAAAUUUAUUAUAAUGCA